AUGAUCGAAGACAAAUACGUCGGCCUCGCGCUGGCCAUGUGCUCGGCUUUAGCCAUCGGCACAAGUUUUGUCAUAACGAAAAAGGGUCUGAUACAAGCAGAGGAACGACAUGGAUUCGAAGGAGAGGGCUUCGUAUAUCUCAAGAACCCACUAUGGUGGGCUGGCAUUGCCACCCUCGGUGUUGGCGAGGUCUGUAACUUUGCCGCCUAUGCCUUCGCGCCCGCCAUUCUCGUGACCCCGCUUGGCGCCCUCAGCGUUCUUAUCGGCGCCGUCCUCGGGUCUUAUUUCUUGCAGGAGGAACUGGGUACGCUGGGCAAGCUGGGCAGCGCCAUCUGCCUGAUCGGCGCCGUCGUCAUUGUCCUCCAUGCGCCUCCAGAUGAGGAGAUCGAAACCAUUGACCAGAUCCUGCAUUAUGCAAUUCAGCCUGGCUUUCUCUUGUACGCUAUUUGCGUGGUCGCAUUUGCCGUCUUCAUGAUCUACAGAAUCGCACCCGUCUACGGAAAGAAGAACGCCCUAAUUUACCUCUCCAUCUGCUCGACUGUCGGCUCCAUCUCCGUCAUGUCCGUCAAGGCUUUCGGCAUCGCCCUCAAGCUCACAUUCGCCGGCAACAACCAGUUCAGCCAUCCAUCCACCUACGUCUUCCUGAUCCUGACUGCGGUUUGCAUUCUCACCCAAAUGAACUACUUCAACAAAGCAUUGGCCACGUUCCCAACCAACAUCGUCAAUCCGCUCUACUACGUGACCUUCACCACAGCCACGCUGUGCGCCUCGUUCAUCCUCUUCAGCGGUUUCAACACGACCGACCCCGUCAAUACGCUGUCUCUUCUCUGCGGUUUCCUGGUCACGUUCACCGGUGUCUACCUCCUUAACCUGUCUCGAGGCGACCCCAAUGGCCAGAAGCUCGUGGCCGGACGCGGCGGUCUGGAUGCUACACCAACAGAUAUGGUUUCCAGCUUCCAAACUCGGCGAAGCAUGCAGUCACGGAGAAGCGGCGAUCCCGCUCGACAUAGCCUCAGCAGCCUUCACGGUGACAGGGAGGGCCUGAUUCGGGCAUACGAUGAGGAGGAGGCCGCGGGUUUCGGCCUCACUGAUCUAGCGGAAGAGAGCGAGGACGAUGCGGGCCGGGCGAAUGGCCGACCAAACGGCAAGAAGGAGCAACGCAGCAACGAUAUCGAACUAGAAAACCGGAAGUCUGCGGAGAGGUAG
This is a messenger RNA of Purpureocillium lilacinum, 1206 nucleotides long. RefSeq lists its product as uncharacterized. The record is from RefSeq and is a predicted model, not a curated record. Lineage: Eukaryota; Fungi; Ascomycota; Sordariomycetes; Hypocreales; Ophiocordycipitaceae. Gene Ontology annotation, cellular component: membrane. Gene Ontology annotation, molecular function: magnesium ion transmembrane transporter activity. Gene Ontology annotation, biological process: magnesium ion transport.